Amoebophrya sp. A25 is the source of this 7908-nucleotide messenger RNA. Lineage: Eukaryota; Dinophyceae; Syndiniales; Amoebophryaceae. The record is from the annotation of a GenBank genome assembly.
GGGUUUGGAAGUGGGAGAGUGAGAGUUCGUAAGUUCAUGACUUUGGGGUUUGGAAGUGGGAGAGUGAGAGUUUGGAGGGGUUGUUGUAGAAUUUUUUUUUAGCUAUAUAAUAUUUGUAACAUACAAAUUGCAUAUUCAACAACAUUGAGUUUCUCGGUCGUUCUUGUAAGUCGUUGCGUAACUUCUAUGGGUAGUGUAGCAUUCAGUGUGCAAUCAGAGACAGUAGAAUGAGAAUGCGUCGUAGCUGAUAUGGCGUGAUUUCCUUCUAGUCGGUUGCUGACGUGGUUCAUUGAGAUUCAGUCUCUUGUCGUUUACGUUUUGAUAAUUCGUUCAACAUUUUUGUACAACUAUGUUUCUGCGUGCACCUCCAAAAGCGUUAUUAUAGUAGCACAAUUUUUACUUAGUUGUAUGGUUGCGACUGCGAGAAAGUACAAGUUAGUGUUAGGUAUCACCCUUAAAAACGACUAAAAAUAUGAGGGCAGUAACCUUCUCAUCGUCUUCAUAUGAAAAUUAGGCAGCGCCAUCUGUCUCGUGUUGAUUGUUUUUUUUAACAUUUUUGUUAUGGAAUGGAUUUCAGCAUUCUUGCCAUCCGAAAGUCCCCGCGAUAGAACUUCCCCUGGUUUUUCGGCUUAAGAAGUGCUUAUUUCAUAGUCGUGAAUGCUGACCCCUUCGAGGCCAGGUCCUAUCCUGUCCUAUCCUAUCCUAAUCUGAAUAAUCAGAGUUGAGUCAUCUUUCCGUUUUUUUCAAUUUGUCGUGACUGACCUUUGGCUGUUGCGCUAUGGUUUUCUACCUGCUUUAAUUAUAUAACCUUCCCCUUCAACCUACUACUUUCCUACGGUUGGUGUAAUCGGGUGUGAGAAUUGCCUUGUGUUGGUAAGUUCCUUUGCUUUUGUGAAGCAUCGGCAAGGUCUCCCUGCGUGCGGCGUUCAGCUGCAUGUUGGUUCGUGGAUAAGAAAGUGUGUUGGCUUUUUAUUUUCGACAAGGAAGAAUUUCAAAGUUCGCUGUUCUUGGCAGAUACCACCGAUUAAUCCUUAUCCCUCCGAAGGUUAUCGACCACCAUUCAUCUCCUGCAGCGCUCGUCGCUUGUUAGUGUAUCCUUGCUAAGCGUAGUCGACGAAGCCCGCAGUUGCUGCUGCAAUAACAACAAUAACAACCUUUCUCUCCUAGCGCACGUCCACGAAGCGAAUAUUUGAGUCUGGAAGAUUGAUUGUUAUUUGGCUGCUUGUUUGGCAGCGGAGUGGGUAUCAAGUUGCUGUCGUUGUAAUUUUUUUGAAAAUGUUCCUCCGAUGAGAGGAGAAUAGCUGGUCUGCUUGGUGUGCUUUGAUUUACGCGCAUCGGCCUCCAUUAUUUCUUGUAUUUUUCCACAUCCUAGAUCCCUCGUCAAGCUUGCUAAUCUGAAACGCUGAAUUCAUGCAUGAAGCAAGCAAGCAUGUUGUUUGAUUUCUAACUAUUUUUGAGGUACGUGCUACUACUACUAGUAGUACUUAUUCUUACUCGAAGUCGAACCCGCCAUUACAGUUAUUAUAGAUAGAGUGAUACUCCUGAAAGAUGACGUCGUCCAGUGCGAGUCUGGCCGAAUUCGUCGCGGAGUGGGUGGGUUUCUUUGCUGGUAGUUCGUUCGUUCCAGCGACGUCUUCUAGUGGAGGCGGCGGCUUGUUGGGCAACAGCAAGCAGGAUUAUCUGCACAGCGGUUUUUCGUACCACAAUAUGAUGACUCUGUCGGAGCCCGUUGGGUUUUUUCUUUUUUACCUCGUCAGCGCUUUGAUGGGCUUGGCUUUGUUCCUUCUGGACGCGAAUCCGGCGAAUGCUGGCUACGUCACCUCCCACUUCGUCUGGCCUGAAGACUGUCCGCUGGAGGUCUACGAGCUUCUUUACAACCCUUUCGCAGACGCAGUGACCUCGUGGUUUACGCUAGGAUCGUGGAUCUGGCCUAACCGAGCAAAUUUGAAAACGCGAGUAGUCGACUCUGGACGGGGCGAACAAGCGAUCUCAAGAACAGCGGCCUCAGGUGGAAGGAACAAGAGCGGAAGGAGUGACCGCUCUACCGCGUCUGGCGCAAUUACGGCCCAGAACAAGCAUUUGCAUCUGGAACCAAGCACACGAAAGGGAGACAGUACUAUGAUUGAUUACAUGCUAAAGCUGAUGCUGAUCAAUUACAUUUCAGGCAUAUUAUGCUCCUUGUUUUCGCUGAAGACUGUCUUCAUGCAUGAGUGCAACUGGAGGUAAGUCCUCGUACAUGAUGGAUACUUUAAGGAGGAAUGCGAAUUAUGAAUCUUUCGCGAGGAAGAUGCAGAACAGGCGACCGUCCGAAAUGGGGGUGAGCUCUCGGGCCGGCGACUUCCGAGACACUCAUGAUUUCUCUUCAUUCAAUCUCCAAGUAGAACAUCAACAUGCUCCCUCGUCCAAAAAUAUGGUCGUUCUUCACAUGAAUAUAAAAAUUUCGAACCAAAAAUCAGGUGGCCGACGUGGCAGCAACAACGGACCUUACGCGUCGCCAGUAUUCCGAAAUGAUGUAGUUCAUAAAAGUGGUGCUGUGAUAGUCGAGAAAGCGAGGGAUUCCACGACCUACCAGAAGUUGCCAGUCGAGGAAUGCGAAUUCCCCAUGUUUCCGCCACAUAAGUUGGACACUAACAUAUGGUUCAAGCUCAGGGUGGUCUGGGGCUAUCUUAAAAUCACUGCCGCAGCUGUAGUGAAGGAAAACGUACUUACUUUCACAAGUUGUAUAUAGUAUGGUAAUGGUAGCACCUUGAUGCAUUAUAGAUACAAAGGAGCAUAAAUAGAUGCAUACAGAAGGAGAAGCCUGUUGAAAAUGCACACGCGUCUAAACAUAGAAUUAUCAUGUGUUCUAGUUUUAUGGCUUUGCCUUCCUUCAACAAACAACAGCUGUGGCUGAUCCAGUACUUGUUGCGGAUCGAUCCGGGAUACACCUUCUUUAUGCGAUCGAAGCGCACGGGUUUCCAGGCUCUAUUCAUCGAGCAUGCUUACCAAAUGUAUGAGGACUGCUGGAAUAGACCUAUUUGCAGUGCUCCGUCCAACACGGUGACCGUCCUUUACCGAGAGAGGAAAAACCAACCAGCACUGGCACCUUACCUCCCGCUCACAAUGACCGAACGCUCAGUGAAGUGCACCAAUCUGGGGAGCUACAAUUACCUGGGUACGUCUUAUAAAUUUGAUAUAUCGCUUACUUCGUACAACCGCUCAUAUUAGAAGACGCCGACUUGAUGGUUCCAAGCCUGCAAGUCCAGGUGUUUUUACCUCUAGUAGUACUUGGCACUUUUCUACUUACAAAGAAAUGACUUCUUCUUCUUCUUCUUACUGCAGUAAAAACAAGGCUGUUGGUUCAUUGUACUUGUAGGUUUGGAUUCCAUCAAUCUUGCUCAUUGACCCGCGCUGCUAGGUUUCGGUGGGGUGGACGAAUAUUGCACUCCUUUGGUCGCCAAGUGCAUCCGCGACAUCGGCUUGAGUUCGGGAGGGACACGCGGUAGCCGUUGCGGCACAGUUGAGGUUCACAAGGAACUGGAGCAAAAAGUUGCAAACUUUCUGGACAAGGAGGAUGCCUAUGUGGUUGGCAUGGGUUUCGCUACUAAUUCCACCAUUAUUCCCUGUCUCGUCGAUCCGCAGGGCAACGGCAAAGGCUGUCUUAUCAUCAGCGAUGAACUAAACCACAAAAGCAUCAUCGAAGGCGUCCGCAUGUCUUGGGUCACGGUAAAAGCUUUUCUACACAACGACAUGGUCGAUUUGGAGCAGAAAUUGAAGCAGGCCUGCGACGUGGGACAACCGAACGGGAAACCGUGGAGAAAAAUCAUCGUCAUCGUUGAAGGCAUCUACUCGAUGGAGGGCGACUUCUGCCGGCUUCGCGAAAUCGUGGCUCUCAAAGACAAGUACGGUGCCUACCUCUACCUGGACGAAGCGCACAGCAUCGGAGCUGUUGGUACCUACUUGUUCUAUUUUUCAUCGAACUAAAUGUUUCAUGAUUAUAUAUACUUAUUUACUUAGUUGAUGUGGCAACCGAAAUUUUUACCUUCUACAUACUGGUUUUGAUUCAUUUUCCUCACUUUCUUCCACGUGGCGAUGGCGAUAUUCUAUUUCCAUGGCAUCCAACAUACUUGCACGUCCAGGUUCGACCGGGCGAGGUAUUACGGACUUGUUGAACGUUCCUAGGGAAAAAGUGGAUAUUAUGAUGGGGACCUUUACCAAGAGUUUCGGCAGUGCCGGAGGAUACAUUGCCGCGGAUGCGGGAGUGAUUGCCAAUUUGCGCAAGAACUCCCCGAAUGCGACUUUCGCACCAUCGAUGUCACCGGCAUGCGCUGCGCAAGCUUUAGCCGCCUUCGAACUUCUAGGGACCGAGAGGGGAAAAGAAAAAAUCAAUGGCCUACGAAACAACAGCAACCAUUUCCGAAAAAGACUCGCCGAGAUCGGAUUCUGGGUACCAUACUACUCCUUAUCAAUGAUCUUGUAUUUUUUACACAAGCUAAGUAGUUUUAGAAGUAUCGCAUUUGUAUUUAUUGAGAAUAAGAUGCACCUGAAGUUAUUUUUCUCAAGAAAUCAACAUCAGAGUGUAGCCAGGUGUAGCCCUUGUUUUUGAAUAUCAACUGGAACUGUUGGAUACCAAGAGCAUCGCGAUCGUUUUGUUGCGAUAUUUUCAGGUCCUCGGUGAUGAAGACAGCCCUGUGGUGCCAGUAUUGAUGGAUCAAGAAUCCAUGUGGUAUUUUAGUGUGGACGGGAUGAAGUCUGGCAUUGCUGUUGUGGUCGUGUGUGCACCUGCAACUCCGUAUAUGCUGCCCCGCGCGCGUUUUUGCGUUUCCGCCGCCCACACGCGGACGCAGAUCGACGCGACACUGGAGAAGUUAGAGGCACUUGGGAAGAGACUCGGUAUCCUCUUUCGCAAAAACGAUCCAUGUCUUACCAAUCCUGAUUACUAUGCGUGGCUUCGGGACGCACCUUUGACCGUUCAAAAGUACGCCAAGCAGCCGAAGUUUGAGCCGCUUGCGACCGCAGCGCCUUCUUCUAACACGGCCAGCGCUAGUAGUCCAGUAGCGUUGACUGCGCAGCCUGCAGCUGCACCGAGUAAGGAGAACGAGACGACGAAGUUAUCGAAAAUCAGUGGUGGAGGUGCUGUCGAGCAUCAGGGGGGAGCAACAGCUGUCGCUGUAUUCGAGGCAUCGGGUGAGCCUAGCCUGGCUGUGAUCCACGAAGAGGCUGCGAAGAGAAAGGCGGGUCGCGGGUUCAGCUUCUCCGCCUUCGAUCCGUUGGGCCUGAUCCAGAUGGUACCGAAAAGACUCCCUGACGCCUGCGACGCGUAUCUAACCACACACGGUUUUGGCACUUGCGGCCCUCGAGGCUUCUACGGGACCACCUUGGAGCACUUGGCGCUUGAAAAGGCGCUCGCGACGACCCUGGACACCGAAGCAGCCAUUUUUUACGCACAGGGCGUCAGUGUUGCUUCUUCGGUCCUAGCAAGCCCCAUGCUGGGAGCUAAGGACCUCGUCUUCUGCUUUACAAAGUGCCACUACGGAAUCAAGUCGGGACUCCGGCUUAACGGAAAGUGCACACUAGUCUUCAUCGAAGACAUGCGGGAACUCUCAAAGUGGCUUUCAUCGUGGCGCCAAGUCGAGAGGAUUGAUAAGGAAAAGGUACUGCAUGUCAAUGCUUACUACUUAUGAAGCAGCAUUUUGAUUCUCUGGAGUACUAGUUCUUGUACAUCAGGAAUAACAAGAAGAAGAUUUACAUUGUCACUGUCGUUUUUGCAAUUGAAUCUUCAUCAUGUUCAUGCGGCUGCAUCAUGAUAGUGAAGAAGUAGGUGACAAGAACAACUUUUCAUCAUCAUUUCAGGUCGGUUUCCGUGAUGCGGUGUCCGACAUGCUCUAUGCGGACUUGCCAGACCGAUUUCGUAAGAUGGAGCGCGAAGUUAUUCCCUUGCAGGAGUACAACAAGCGGUUUGUUGUUGCGGAAGGGCUUUAUCAGGCUGACGGUUCCGUUUUGGAUCUCCCCAAACUGAGGGAGCUGAAGAGCUCUUAUCAGCUGUCCCUUAUUGUGGAUGAAUCCCUCUCGCUAGGAGGUCUGGCACCGCGCGGCGUCACAGAAUACUUCUACGGGGCUGGCCGCGGUGCUGCCUCUAGGGCUUGGGAGAGAGCUUCUAGCAUUAGUACUGCGUCGAAACAUUCCGAGAGCGUGCAAGGCGGCGCACGUUCAUGGAGAGAGGACGAUCCCGGUGCGGGUAAAGGUGACCUAGUGUCAUCGUGUGGUUCAGAGGAAGAGAGGCUAACACAACGCCCAGGAGGUGGCGCAGCCGACGCGACUACGUCAGCGAAGAACGAUAGGCAGCUAGUACCAGCGUCAAAGGGUGCUAGGUCAUCUCCGGUACAACGCAGCAGCGCAGUUGUGCCCUCGCAGCCGGUCUUCUUAGAAGAGAGUGAUGCGAGCGUGAUCGACAUCUACUUGGGCUCCCUGGAGUUUGCAGUUGGCAGCAUCGGAGGGUUCUGUGCCGGUGCCUUCCAUGCGGUGCGUGACUUGCGACUAACGAGCAGCGGCUACUGUUUCUCGGCCAGUGCUCCAGGCGUCAGCUGCCUCUGGAGUAGGCAGGUUGUGGAUGAGCUUGCUGAGUGCCGAGCAGGGCUGCUCUCAACGGGCGCAUCAAGGUCAGCAGGUGCUGUCGAGAAAAGUGGCGGCUCCUUGUUGCCAACACGUCAGGGUGGAAGCCGUCUUCCCUCGUUAUCCCGUGCCGAUUCGCCAUCGGUACAGAGGGCUAUGAAAGCGAGAGCAAGAGCCCCAGGAGCGUCAGGCGAAGGCAGUGCCGCGACCUCGCGGCAUUCCUUGUCGCCGCGAAGCGGGGACGGUUCGCGAUGCAACGCGAAAAAUCCUCUAGAUCAACUAGUACCACCGAUUACAACGAAAUUAUGCAGCGCAUCUCUCUCGAGAGAAUCAGCAUCAGCGGAAACGACCUCAACCACAAGUGACAACAACGAGAAUGACGUGCCCUCCUCGUCGGAAGCUGGUCCAAGUGAACUCGGCGGUGACGACGAUGUUGCGUUUGUCAACAAGAACGACGCCGAGGCGGAUGCAGAGCAAGAAGAUGACGAAGACCUUGUUCAGAACCAAAAAACUGGAGUCGUCGCGGACCAGUUAAGCAAGGUGCGGGUUGCUAGUUCAUCCAAGGGCAAUAGUGGCAGUGCUGCUGCCAUGGCGGCAAUGUUAUCCAUGUCUAGUCCUUAUGGUUGGACGCGGGACGGGCCUCUGAAGGAUCGCGUCGCUGCUCUAGAACGCAACGUGAGGCACCUACAGAUCUCAGCACGUCACGUUCUGAGCGAGAAGUACUCAAUUUCCGGAGAGUCGUACAUCCUGCAUCUUCGACCGAAGAUCCUGGUAUCCGCUCCCAAGGGCAGUCCUUUGCCCAAUAGUGCACAAGCCAGCGGGGCAUCUUCUUCCUCAAAUGGCGCUCUUGAUAGCAAUAGAGAAGGGGCUUCAACCACCGGGGAGGAUUACACAACCUCCGAAGGCGAACAGGAGACCAGCGCUCCCUCAGACCGGGAAGGCCUGGUGUCGCGCAGCCAGUCGGGAACCGAAUCGGACGAGCAAGAAGCGCAGAAAAUCGCCACCGGUGUCUCAGGAGAGACGCACACUACAUCGCCAUGUGGAGCAAUGCUGUCGCAAGUCGCGCCUAUUCGCUUCUCCAGGUCACGCGCUGUGUGCGAGAGGACGUACGCGCUUUACUCCAACGCUUUAGAAAAUGUGCAGAAGGAGACAGGACUCGACAUAUAUCAGCGGCCAGAGGUGGAGAAAGCCCUGGAUACGCGCCUUGCCAUCGACACAGAUUGGACGCCAACACUGAGGGUGGCAGUGACGAGUAUGCACACGCUGACAGAAAUCGACGCGAUUAUGCACAAGUUGCGACUCAGUGCUACCUGGUGA